Messenger RNA from Episyrphus balteatus (marmalade hoverfly), 2488 nucleotides. RefSeq names its product procollagen-lysine,2-oxoglutarate 5-dioxygenase (gene Plod). Lineage: Eukaryota; Metazoa; Arthropoda; Insecta; Diptera; Syrphidae. The coding region runs from base 41 to 2224 and encodes 727 amino acids. Gene Ontology annotation, biological process: peptidyl-lysine hydroxylation. The record is from RefSeq and is a predicted model, not a curated record. The transcript has 14 exons. Gene Ontology annotation, molecular function: procollagen-lysine 5-dioxygenase activity; L-ascorbic acid binding; iron ion binding. Gene Ontology annotation, cellular component: endoplasmic reticulum.
GUUCAGUUUAUUUUCAGUUCCCGGCUUGAUUUCUGGAACCAUGGGAAAAAUCAAUUUUGUCCAACUGAGUGUUCUUUGCAUAUUCAUAAUUGCAACAAGUAAUCCAACACGCUCCAAGGAAGCAAAGUCUGGUGUUGAACACAUUAAAGUGUUCACUGUUGCCACUGAGGAAAAUGAUGGGUAUCGUCGAUACGUUCGAUCAGCUAGAGUCAAUAAAUUUGAGGUUACACCACUUGGAUUGGGAAAGGAAUGGAAAGGUGGAGACAUGAGCGGACCAGGAGGCGGUUUCAAAAUUAAUCUUUUGAAAGAAGCUAUUGCACCAUUUAAAGAUGAUGACAAUACUAUCGUCAUGUUCACAGAUAGCUACGAUGUAAUCUUCACGUCAACACUGAACGAUAUUCACAAAAAAUUCAAAGAAUUUGAUGCUAAAAUUGUAUUUUCUGCCGAAAAGUUUUGUUGGCCCGAUAAGAGUCUCGCACAAGACUAUCCCCCUGUUGUACCGAAAGCAUCUCGAUUCUUAAACUCUGGAAUGUUUAUAGGUUAUGCACGCAGUAUAUUCGAAUUGAUUGAUCGUCCAGUCGAAAACACAGACGAUGAUCAACUAUUUUAUACCAAACAAUUUUUGAAUCCCGAUGUUAGAAAACAUCUUAACAUAAAAUUAGAUGUUGAAUCAAAAAUUUUCCAAAAUCUAAAUGGUGCGAAGGAUGAUGUUAAGUUGGAUGUUAAUGUAAAGACUGGAGCUGGUAUUUUAGCAAAUAUAGAUUUUUUGACAAUUCCAAGUGUUGUUCAUGGCAAUGGACCAAGUAAAAUCGAAUUGAAUGCUUUUGGUAAUUAUUUAGCCGGUACAUUCAACGAUAAAUGUGUUAUUUGCGAAGAAGAAAGACAAGAAUUGGAUGAGGCAAAAUUACCAAUUGUGACCUUAUCUAUUAUCGCAAACAAACCAGUGCCAUUCUAUGAAGAAUUUUUGGGUAAAGUGGCGAAUUUGUACUACCCCAAGGAGAAAAUCAAUUUAUUAGUUUACAGUGGUGUUGAAUUCCACGAUGAACUAUCAAAAUCAUUCUACGUUGCUCACGAGAAGGAAUACUUAUCUGCAAAAUUAAUUGUCUCUACAGAUGAGAUUGAAGAAAAACAGGCCAGAAAACUUGCUGUUAAUCAAGCAAUCCAGAAAGAAAGUGAUUAUUUGUUUGCCGUUGAUGCUGAGGUACAUCUUGACGAUCCUGGUUUACUUAAACAUCUUAUGACCUACAAGAGGAAUUUCAUCUCGCCCGUUAUUACUCGUGACAAUGAAUUAUGGAGCAACUUUUGGGGAGCAUUAUCAGAUGAUGGAUACUAUGCCAGGUCACAUGAUUAUGUAGACAUUGUAAAGGGAAAUAUUCUUGGCAUGUGGAACGUGCCUUAUGUCUCAAGUUGUUAUCUUAUCAAAAAAGACAUUUUCAAAAAACUCAACUUUGACCAUAAGACUCUUGACGCAGACAUGGCUAUGUGCGAAAAUUUGCGCAAUGAGGGAGUUUUUAUGUACAUAAUCAACGAUAGAGAUUAUGCUCAUUUGGUUAAUUGUGACAAUUUCGAUACCACUGUUGCUCGGCCUGACUUUUAUACAUUAUUUACAAACCAAAAAGAUUGGGAACAGCGUUACAUUCAUCCAGAAUACUAUGACCAACUUAAGCCAAACGCAACUUAUCUACAACCAUGCCCCGAUGUAUUCUGGCUUAGAGUUGGAACAGAAAGAUUUUGUCAAGACAUGGUUGCUAUCAUGGAGAACUUUGGAAAGUGGUCUGAUGGCAGUAAUAAGGAUUCUCGUUUGGAAGGAGGCUACGAAGCUGUGCCAACUCGUGAUAUUCACAUGAAGCAAGUCGGUUUGGAUGCCCUUUGGCUGAAGUUUCUCGAGCUAUUUGUGCGUCCGCUGCAAGAAAAUAUUUUUAUUGGAUAUUUCCAUAACCCACCAAGAUCGUUGAUGAAUUUCGUAGUUCGUUAUCGACCAGAUGAGCAACCUUUCCUUAGGCCACAUCAUGAUUCGUCUACCUAUACAAUAAACAUUGCCCUAAAUCGUGCUGGAAUUGACUACGAGGGAGGUGGAUGUAACUUCUUGAGAUAUAACUGUUCUAUUACAGCAACAAAAAUGGGAUGGAUGCUGUUACAUCCAGGCCGUCUGACACAUUACCACGAAGGCUUAAGAGUGACCAAUGGUACAAGAUAUAUUAUGAUUUCUUUUGUUGACCCAUAAGUUAAAUUAAUAAUUUUUAUAACAACAAAACUUGAUACUCGGUUAGAUUUAAGAAAAAGUAUGUAAAUGAAACUUGUAAAUGUAUUCGCUUUUAAUCUAAGUCUAAUCUGUUUGUAUUUCGAUUUAUCCGAAAUUCAUAUUGUCUCGAAUAUAAUCAUGCUUAACACACAGCAACAAAUAUUUUAUAUAUAUACAUGACGUGAAUACUUUUUAAUGAGAAUUUUGUACUUUUUUAGUGAUAAGCGAACAAAUAAAUAAAAAAAA